AUGGUUUUUGAUGCUAGCGGUAAACCAGCCCCAUUGGCUAACAGUAUUAACGAAUGUAUGUUCACUGGACCGUCCUUGCAACCACUACUUUGGGACAUCUUGAUCAGAGCGCGUAUGACACCAAAUCUACUUCUGGCAGAUAUCCAGAAAGCCUUUUUGCAAAUUGGUGUUAAGGAAACGGACAGAGAUGCUUUUCGAUUCCUGUUCGAAAUCGAUGGAAAAGAGGAACAUUUCCGGUUUGCAAGAUUACCAUUCGGCGUCGAAGCCAGUCCCUUUCUGCUUGGAGCAACGUUGGGAUACCACCUUGAGCAACAGCCGACAAGAUUUGAGGAAACUGUGACAGCUCUUAAAGAGAAUACAUAUGUUGAUAACAUCAUGAAAACUGGAAGUGAUACUGACGACUUGAGGAAAUUUAAAGAAGAAAGCUCCAUCAUUCUUGAGGAUGCCAAAUUCCCAAUCCACAAGUGGGAAUCAAACAUCGCGUGCCUCGAAGACGAAAACAUACCAAACCCAAGUAAAAUACUCGGACACGACUGGGAUAAACAAGAAGAUACAUUAGAAUUCGAAGCAGCAACCAUGCCUGAGAACCAACCAAUAACAAAGAGGAGCAUUUUGAGUCGGUUAGGAAGAGUCUACGAUCCUUUGGGAAUGGUAUCGCCUACCAUGGCUGAGGGUAAGCACAUAUUUCGAGAUGCCUGUGAAGAAAAAAAAGGUUGGAGCGCUGAAGUGUCAGAAUCCUUGAAAAGAGAGUGGAUCAAGUGGAACAAUCAAAUGAAGAAUGUUAAAGUUCCUAGAGCUAUAACUAAGAAAUCGGACGUGAUUGAAGGCAUUCAACUCCAUUUGUUUGCAGAUGCUAGUGACCUUGCUUGCUGUGCAGCAACAGUCGCAGUGGUAGAGCACAAAUCAGGAACUGUGAAAGAUCUGUUAACGUCCAAAUCUUGA
This is a messenger RNA of Paramuricea clavata, 942 nucleotides long. Lineage: Eukaryota; Metazoa; Cnidaria; Anthozoa; Malacalcyonacea; Plexauridae. The record is from the annotation of a GenBank genome assembly.